Molecule: messenger RNA, 636 nt
Organism: Asterias rubens (European starfish)
Lineage: Eukaryota; Metazoa; Echinodermata; Asteroidea; Forcipulatida; Asteriidae
Exons: 5
Coding region: 319-636 (105 amino acids)
Source: RefSeq, a predicted model, not a curated record
GUUCUGUAGCCGCCACUGUUUAUUUUCUCUACCAGUGUUUGCUUAUUAUUUUUUAUCCGUUAAAUCUUUGCUGAGUUUUUGGCAUCGUCUUUAUAUUUGUUGUUGACGUGUUUGACCUUAGUGCAGCGUUCGAUACUGUUGAUCAUGACAUUUUAUUGAAACGUCUUCAGCCUAAUGUGGAGUCACUGGCAAGGCCCUUGAUUGGUUUUCGUCCUAUUUGUCAGAUAGAAGUCAACGUGUAUCCAUUCAAGCACUAGUUAAAUAACGCGCGGAUCUUGAGGUAUAUUUAUCAACGUGAAGGAAAGAUUUGCUGCGAACAUGUCGCUUCACGAGACACUUCUUAUGUUUGUAUUUGUUGCUUCAGUCGGAAUGGAAGUUUACGCAUGCGUAUGUUAUGUCGGCCAGGAAGCAAACUCUGUCAAGGGUGAACCACCUCUGAAGUUACUGCCUGAUCAAAACCCGUGUGAAUGCACGGAGUUUCGUCCCGGUGGGGUUAACACAAAGCGACAGGCAAAGCCUCGUGAAGUAACGUUUGGUAAUGACGGUCAUCCAGAAGGCUGGAUUGAGAAGGACUGCAUCAAAGAAGCAGCAACGCCAACUCGUCAACAGCAAGAUGAUGCCCAGAGUGGUAAGUAG